Molecule: messenger RNA, 4443 nt
Organism: Nothoprocta perdicaria
Lineage: Eukaryota; Metazoa; Chordata; Aves; Tinamiformes; Tinamidae
Product: interferon-induced very large GTPase 1-like
Exons: 1
Molecular function (GO): GTP binding
Source: RefSeq, a predicted model, not a curated record
CCCAUGGACCUCCAGAUGGCCAUUUUCCAUUGUGCCGAUGAUUUCAUGAGGCAGUACAUGGCAACCAAGCUCGCCUUCUGCCAGCUUGCGCUUCCCCUCCUGGUACCAAACCCAUGCACCUCCCAGAUCGAGUUCCCCCUCUGGUCCCUCAGCCACAUUAAAAAGAGCUGGAAGGGCACAGAGAAAGUGGCGAGGCAGAGCACAAUCAGGAGUCACCAGAACAAACUGAUCUGCCAGGCGGAGACCCCCAUCGUGUCCUUCGUGCGCAUUGGGACUUCUCCUUCCUCUUCCAAGUCGCAGAUCCUGAAUGCCCUGCUGAGCAAACACAAACACGACACUUUCUUCCAUCGACACUGCAAAGGCAGCACCCCAGACUGCCUGCUGAUGGAAGGCCUUGUGGAGAUCUCCUGGUACUGUCCCAGUGGAGGUGCGGACGACAGAUUUGAGAACUGCAUUGCGUUCACUAACUUACAUGGGGACGCAAGAGAACACAAACAACAAGUUAAAUUUCUACAGGAGAUAGCUUCUCUAAAUGUGGUCCUGCUUACCACUUCUGAUGAGACUGAGGUGGGUAGGCAGAUUGUGUGUGAUCUCUUGAGGUCCCCAAAGCCCUUUGUUUGCCUUCUCACGGAGAAGGAGGGCAGUGCGGUGAGUAUAACCAAGCAGAACCUCAUCGUGUCUGACAAGCGCAACCUCAACGUAAAAAUACCCAUCAAAAACAGGAACGAGGCCGACUUGGUUGAUGAUUUGGCCAACACAAUCAGAGUUCUACUAGAAGAUGCCGAGAGUAGUUGCAGCCUUGACACAUGUGCAGGAAUCGCUCGCCAGCAUGGCUUUCUGAUUGAUGUAGAUAAAGAAGAUUGCAAGGAAGCCAAGGCCGUGGCACAAGCACUGGUGGCCAUCUGCAAGGAGAAUAAGGUGGCAAGAGUGAAGGAAAAGCUCUUGCCUCUUCAAGGAGAAUUAUGGCAUGAGUGGUGUAGAAAGGACAAGGAACUCACCCGUCUGCAGGAGAGGAAUAGGAGCAUUGAACAGCAUCGCAGUGAAAUCGAGUCAGAAAAACAUGAGAUAAGGCAGAAGCAGCUGGAAAAGGGAUGCCCCCCAAAUGAGCUGAUGAAGCCAGUCUUGAAAAUGAUCCUGUCUGAUUCGGAAUCCACCAAGAAGUACUUUCUGGAGUGGAUGAAAAUGUUCAUGGAUGCCUUGUCAGCUGACCACCUUGAAGAACUCCAGCAGAAAUACCAUGCCUUGUGGUCACAAAUGAAGGAGAAAGCCGACUCUGAAGGCAAUGUCAGUGCAGGAGAUAAACUAAGGCAUAGGUUGGAAGCAUUGUCAGCCGAGAUAAGUGCUUCGACAAUAGGUCUUGAGCACAUUCUGAGGGAAAUUGGGCAGAUUUAUGAAGCUCUGGAUGUGAAUACUCAAAAAGAGAAACAUUUUCUUCAGCUGCCGCAGAUCGCGGCCAAACUGAUGGUUUCCGGGUAUCCCAUUGAGCUGAUGGAUGGCGAUGCUUCCUACGUGCCAUUAGAAUGGGUCGGGGCCAUCUUUGACAGACUAGCUGCGAUGCUAGGGGACAAGCGAGUGUACGUCCUUUCGGUGCUUGGCAUCCAGAGCACGGGCAAGUCAACGCUGCUGAACGCCAUGUUUGGCCUGCAGUUCAACGUCAGUGCGGGGAGGUGCACGCGGGGAGCGUUCAUGAGGCUGCUGAAGGUGGACAAGGACCUCCAAGAGGACGUGAACUUUGACUACAUGCUCAUYGUUGACACCGAAGGACUUCGUGCCGUCGAGCUGGCCAAUAAGCAGUCGCUCAACCACGACAACGAGCUAGCCACCUUCGUCAUUGGCAUCGGCAACAUGACCCUCAUCAAUAUCUUUGGAGAGAAUCCCUCGGAAAUGCAGGACGUGCUGCAGAUAGCCGUGCAGGCUUUUCUGAGGAUGAAGCAAGUCAACCUGUCCCCCAGCUGCUUGUUUGUGCACCAAAACGUCGGCGAGAUAACUGCAAAGGAGCAAAACAUGGAAGGACAACGGUGCCUGCAGCAGAAGCUGGAUGAGAUGACAGUGACAGCCGCCCAGCAGGAAUUCUGCGAUGCCACCUGCUUCAGCGACGUCAUCCGCUUCGACGUGAAGACCCACGUCCAUUACUUUGCUCAUCUUUGGGAAGGCAACCCACCGAUGGCRCCACCCAACCCCGCUUACAGCCAGAACGUGCAGGAGCUGAAGAGCAAAAUUCUCCAAGCUGCCAAGAAGGAGUCGCAGGGCAGCAUUUUAAGGCUCUUGAGCUUGAAAGAGCGGAUUCGGGACCUGUGGAAUGCUUUGCUGAACGAAAAUUUUAUUUUUAGCUUCAAGAAUUCUGUGGAGAUUGCCGCAUACAAGAAACUGGAAAUGGCAUUUAGCCAGUGGACCUGGCAGCUGAGAAGUCACAUCCUGGAUCUGCAAAUGAAACUGGACAAUAGAAUUCGGAAUGGGGAAUUGCAGAUGAUCACCGUAGAACACCUGGAGAAACUGGUGCAAGAAAAGAAUACUGCUGUCAUGAAAGAGCUGGAAUCCUUUUUCAGUGAGGACAAAGACCGUGAGAUCCUGGUCCAGUGGAAAUCCAGCACUGAAAUUAAGCUGAAGGAACUGAAAGAGUCACUUUUUGCUGAAACCAGACGGAAGUGCGAGAAACUUAUUGACUUAAAGAAGAAACAGAGUAAAUUGGAUGAGAGGAAGUCAGAAUAUGAAAAUGAGCUUCUGGAAAGGAGCAGGACGUUGGCUCUGUCUCUAAAAGGCCAGGAACUAAGUGAAGCACAAUUAAGAAGGAGCUUUGAUAGUCUCUGGGUCACCUGGGUUACUGAAGUGUCCUCUGCUGCUCCACCUAUAGAAGAAGUUAAUAUUGAUGUGGAUAUUGAAGAUAUCCUUCUAGACCACUUCAAGGAGCCUAAUCUAGCGGCGAGAAUCAAGUUAUUUUCCAAACAGCGGUGUUUUUCUGUUGACUUGGAGAAACAUGUCGUCAAAAAAAAGCAGUGGCGCUUUUGGCAGACCAGUUUAGAUGAUGCCGAGGUGGACCACGUGCAUCACAUCACAGAUAACAUCACGGUGAAUGUGAUGGCAAGCCUUGAUAAGAAAGAGAGGGACAAAAUGGAUUACAGUCGAAAUUUUAUCCAUGAAAUACUGAAUGAAGUACAGAAAGGCAUAGACUCUGUUCCUAGCAAUGCAAAAUUUGUUUUUAAAAAAGAUUACYGCAUAGAUUUGUCACUGUAUCUGUGUACAAAGGCAGCUGAAAGGUUUAAGGACAUGCAUGCAGCAUUCAAAAGAGCAAACGACCCAGCCAUCUACCUACAAAGUAAGAGAGAAGAUUUCUUCAAGUGCUUCCAGAUUUCCUGCCAAGGAGCCACUUCYAUCACAACGUUUGCUGACUUUUUGUGCAGUAAGAUUUCUCCAGCACUUUGCCAGGCAGUGUAUGAGAAGACAGCUAUUGCCAUAGCUCGAGACAUGAGGAUUAAAGUCCAAGAUUUUGGUGGCAAUCGAGCUCAGCUAGAGGUUUGCAUAUUGAAAUACCUGGCACAAGAGGAAAGUUUUGAGAAAUUCAGGCGCUACCUUUAUUCCCCAAGAGAAUUUUUUCAGGAGUACAUCAAGAAACUUGUUCAUGAGUACUGUUUAGAUAAGAACAGGAGGCUGGAGAUGUUCUUAAAUGACUCUCUUACCCAUUACUAUGAAAACAUUCAGUCGGCUGUUUUUACAUCAACCAGAGUUAUCAAAGACAGAAAUGACAGAAGCGACAAAAUCUCCCUUUGGCUGGAUGAAUUCUGCAGCAGUCUUAAAGAGGUGCUAAGCUUGCCCAGGAAGGACCUGAAAAGUAUUGAACAUCUGAAGGUAACGGACAUAGAGUUCCUGAAUAAUGCCGUGACAGAAGCCCUGGCUCCCCUGCAYGAUGAACUUAAGCAAGGUUUUGCUAAUGCUGAUCUCAACUCCUUUGGGAGGCAGCCACACACCAUACUCGCCGAGCAGUGUGCAGGGUGCUGGGAGCAGUGUCCCUUUUGUGGGGCCCUUUGCACAAACACUCUGGCGAAUCACGAUGGAGACCAUCAGCUUGUUUUCCAUCGUCCGAACGUUUUGACGGGAUACAAGUGGUAUAAAACAGACAAUCUAGUAAUCGACAUUUGUUCUAGUAGCGUUGCAAGUGAAUGUUUGUUCCGUAUUGGUGAAGACAAGUGGAUUCCUUACAAGAAAUACCGGGAGGCAGGGCCUCCUUAUUCUACUUGGAACAUUCUACCAGAUCCAUCCAUGAAAGCGUACUGGAAAUGGUUUGUGUGUCACUUCAGGACACAGCUGGAAAAAUGGUUCAAUGGCAAAUUUCAAGGCAAAGGAGAAAUUCCUGACGCGUGGAAGAAAAUUACAAAGCAGGAAGUGCUCUCACAAUUGGACAAAUUUUAGACCAAGUUGCUAUGAAGGAAGAGCUGCAAGCAUUCUGCA